Messenger RNA from Colletotrichum spaethianum, 399 nucleotides. RefSeq lists its product as uncharacterized. The transcript is spliced from 2 exons. The record is from RefSeq and is a predicted model, not a curated record. Bases 1 to 399 code for a protein of 132 amino acids. NCBI's taxonomy places the organism in Eukaryota, Fungi, Ascomycota, Sordariomycetes, Glomerellales, Glomerellaceae.
AUGGCCGACGAAGACGGAGGCUUGUUCAGCAUUGCUAUCGAUGACUCUGACGAGGAAGGCCUGAUCUCGGAGGCGGCGGCCAAGGCCAAGGAGAGGCCCAGAGAUUGGCAAUCAGAGGAGGAUUUUCAGGCGCUCAGGGCUACGUACAGGGUCAAUGUGCAAGAUGGCGAUAUUUGGCAGACGAUCGAGCUGCCUCUGGGCGCCGAUGAAAAGGCCAGCAAGCCGGUCCUCCAGGAACUGCUACACGCCGUGGAGGAGCUGUACUUCCUCCGCAGGUUCGAGGAGGCGGCGGCGUUCGCGAGGCGGGUCCUGGAGGGGAGCGACGCGGCGCUGGACCGGGACACGAAGGAGAUGCUGACACGGUACGAGGAGAAAUGCCAUGGUCGGAUGGCGAAGUGA